AUGUUAUGGAUUAAGUUGGGAGAUCACAACACAAAGUUUUUUCACAGGUGUAUCAAGCUGAGACAGGCCAGGAAAAGGAUUGUGAAAAUUAAUAAUUCUGAUGGCAAUGUGGUUGAUAAUCCUGAGCUUAUUAAAAGUACAAUCCUUAAUCAUUAUGUGAAUUUCCUUGGCUCUUCCAUGCAGAAUAGAAGGAAUGCUAAUCCUAGUGUGUUUAAUGCUGGCUAUGUCCUUAAUGAUGAUGACAAAGAUAACUUAAAUGCUCCUUUUGGGGAUUCUGAGAUUAGAACUGCUUUAUUUGGUAUUAAUGACGACAAGGCCCCUGGGCCAGAUGGUUUUGGGACUCUUUUCUUGAAGAAGAGCUGGAAUAUAAUAGGGAAUGACAUCAUCCAGGCCACCAAGAAUUUUCAGAUUAUAGGUAAAAUGCUUUGUCAACUCAAUUCCACUGUUAUCUCCCUUAUCCCUAAGAUUGAUAAUCCUAUUAAUAUUAGUGACUAUAGGCCCAUCUCUUGCUGUAAUGUCUUAUAUAAUACUGUCUCUAAAGUCAUUUGCAAUAGGCUUAGUAAAAUUCUUGACAAAAUUAUUAGUCCCAGCCAAUCUGGCUUUGUCCCUGGUAGGAAUAUUUAUGAUAACACUCUCCUUGCUCAUGAGCUUGUUAGAAACUACCAUAGGAAUAAAGGGAAUGCUUGUGCCCUGAAAAUUGAUUUACAGAAAGCCUAUGAUACCAUUGAAUGGGAUUUUAUUGAGGAGACUUUGAUUGACCUGAGGUUUCCUAGGAAUUUUAUUAUGAGUGUCAUGUCUUGUAUUAGGAAUGUGAAGUAUUCUAUUCAGAUAAAUGGGGAGGUUACUGGCUAUUUUGAUGGUAAGAGGGGCCUCAGGCAGGGUGAUCCCAUAUCCCCUUUGAUCUUUGUCCUGUGCAUGGACUAUCUUUCCAGAUCUCUUGUUAUUAACACUAGAAAUGACUCAGUGAAUUUCUCUCUGUCUUCUGGUCUUUUUCCUAACCUCCUCAAGAGUUGUGUGUACUUUGAUGGGAUGAAUGAUUAUGAUAAAAGAGUUAUUCUUAAUAUUCUGGGGUUCCAAGAAGGUCAGUUACCUGUUAAAUUGCAGCUAGUUAAGUCUGUCCUUCUUAGCAUGCAUGUGUACUGGUGCACAACUUUUCUCCUCCCUAAAGUUGUCAUCAAAGCUGUAGAAGAUAGUUGUUGGAAGUUCCUCUGGCAUGGGUCUAAUUCAGAUAAGAAAGGCAGCUUAGUCAAUUGGAAUGAGGUUUGUUCCAGAAAGUCUAGUGGUGGUCUUGGUAUAAAAGCUGUUUUUUGGUGGAAUGUUGCUGCAAUUUCUAAGCAUGUUUGGAACCUGUUCACUCUCAAGCCCACCCUAUGGGCCACUUGGGUUAUUGAGAAUAAGCUCAAGAUGUCUAGUUUCUGGGGGAUAGCUAAGCCAUUAGACUGCUUUUGGAGUUGGAGGAAUUUACUUAAAAUAAGGUCCUUAAUUGCCCCUUAUUUUGAGUAUAGAAUUGGAGUAGGUAAUAGGUUCUCUUUUUGGUAUGAUCCUUGGCUUUAUGGGGUCUGUAUUGCUGAGAGAUUCCCUGAUGUGGAGAUUAAGCACUCUGAUGUCCCAAAAAAUGCUAAAAUCAGCAGAGCUUGGCAUAUAAAUGACUGGAACCUGCCAGACCCCCUUGAUGAAACCACCAAACGAGCCUGGGAAUUUGUUGCUGAGAACUUUAAGCUAAGGAGCAAUGUUGAAGACUCUGUCAGAUGGAAAGGUAACAGAACAUGGAGAUUUUCUAUUGGUAGUAUGUGGAACAUUUUGAAUCCUGUGAUGAGUAGAGUGCCCUGGUGCAACCUGGUUUGGUUUAAUGGCAAUGUGCCUAGACAUGAUUUCAUUUUGUGGCUAGCUCUUAAAAACAGACUUAUGACAAGGGACAAAAUGAAGGACUGGAAUAGAAAAUGUAGAGCAUCUGUUCUUUAA
Mercurialis annua (annual mercury) is the source of this 1962-nucleotide messenger RNA. RefSeq lists its product as uncharacterized. NCBI's taxonomy places the organism in Eukaryota, Viridiplantae, Streptophyta, Magnoliopsida, Malpighiales, Euphorbiaceae. The record is from RefSeq and is a predicted model, not a curated record. The coding region runs from base 1 to 1962 and encodes 653 amino acids. The transcript is spliced from 4 exons.